Molecule: messenger RNA, 1066 nt
Organism: Mercenaria mercenaria
Lineage: Eukaryota; Metazoa; Mollusca; Bivalvia; Venerida; Veneridae
Exons: 3
Source: RefSeq, a predicted model, not a curated record
AUGGCAGUGUCAGGACGUAUUGGGGACACUGAAGAAUACAGGGAGACGAUGAGGAAACUUGAACAGAAAAUGAAAGAGCUUGAUGAAAUAACGAAAAGGGCAAAUGUCGAAGACAAGGAGAUAAAUAUAAGCAAACUUAAGUCCUAUCUACAAGACAUCAAAGCUUCUCAACAGCACGAAAAACUUUACAUCAACAUUAAACAAGCUCAGUCUAAACUAAAGUCAGAUGAAGUUCAAAAAGCAGAAGAAUCCUUGGCUCAGACAUACACACAAUAUAGAUUUGUACGCAGCAAAGAUUUAGAGAAUGCGAUAUCAAAGCAGGAAAUAUUUGGGAAGCUGAGUGACCCCACCAACGUGGUUACUUCAAAAGAGAAGAAAACAAUGGACAAAUUAAAGUAUAAAGAUGAUAUAAAUGUACGCACAAAAUCAGAUAAGAAUGAUUGUGAUAUUACAGGAUGUGCAGUCUUGUCCUCUGACAAAAUUGUGCUGGUUGAUGAGGAUAACUGUAAACUGAAAGUUAUGGACAGGCAAAGUAAAGUCGUAAUAGAGGAGAAGUCAUUUGAUUCCAAACCAAGAGACAUUACCGUACUACCUCAAGAUCAGAUUGCUGUAACAAUGCCAGAGUGUGAAGAAAUCUAUAUAAUGUCAACAGCUGGUAAAUUGUCAGUUGUCUGCAAGAUUCCAGAUACAGGAACAUGUAGAGGUAUAACGUACCACCAAGAUCAUCUCUAUGUGGUUUGCUGGGAUCCUCACUGUGUGCGUAUUUUAGACAUACAAUAUAAUGUUCAGAACACAAUUUCCCUCAAUCGUAAGGUAUUUGACAGCCCUAACUCUAUUGUGUUCAAUGAGGAUUCUAGGCUUAUCUAUAUAAAUAACUAUUGGACAGAUAAUGUAGCCAGCAUAACGUUACAAGGUGAUGUAUCUGCCGUAUACAAGAAUAAGGAUGUUAGGAAACCACAUGGAAUGCUGAUGUUAGAAGAUGGCUCAUUGCUGGUUUGCUGCAUGAACUCUGGUAUCAUACAUCUUAUCUCGGGAGACUGGAAGCAAGGUCAUACAAUGAUUGAAG